Messenger RNA from Cooperia oncophora, 735 nucleotides. NCBI's taxonomy places the organism in Eukaryota, Metazoa, Nematoda, Chromadorea, Rhabditida, Trichostrongylidae. The record is from the annotation of a GenBank genome assembly.
AUGGAGAUUCAAGCACAUCUCAUGCAUCACAAUCCGUACGAUAUAGUGAAAGCCGAGGAGCCAUCGACGCCUCCAAAGUCGAAGGCAACAUUGUGCCCCUCGACGGAUAUGCUCUUCAGCGUGUCCAAUUUCAAUAUUCAGUCAAAUUUCUGCCCACAGGUUAACAAUAACCAUGAUCCGCUCAAUAAUAAUCAUGUGAAGAUUAACUCCAAUGGGAGAACCCUGGCAGCAGAUCGUAAGCGACCGUAUCCGUGCAACUUGUGCACGUCACGAUUUGGCAGCAAGAUGGAGCUCGAAGAACAUCAGAAUAGCCAUACCGGAAUGAAGCCAUUUGAAUGUGAUGUCUGCAAAGCACGAUUCAAUCGCCGAUCAACGUUAUGGAACCACAAACGAAUUCAUUCGGACGCGAAACCGUUCGUAUGCACUGUAUGUCAAAUGACGUUCAAGUGGAAAAACAGCUUGAAGUGCCAUAAAGAGAUGCAUAUGAGAAAGAACGAAUCCACUCCACAUAUCGACAACGAUCUGCGUCAGUUGACGUACGCAACGGCUGCUAAACGGAAGCUGCUCCUGGAACAGGAGGAACAAGGUAACCCAGCUACAUCGUCCGCAUCGUCUAUUCAUAGUCAACCGUUGAUCACGACAACGACGCCUAAGAAGAAGACGAAUAAGGUACGGGAUAUGUUACUAGUGCAUGGCGUGACUGUGGGAGUCCGUUUCAUUGCUGCUGGGACGUAG